UACAAACAUUCAAACAACAUUUUUUUUUAUAUAUGGGAGAGCAUAAAACCAGGAAAAAAAAAGAGCUUAAAACAACAAGGCGUGCUUUGCGUUUUCAACUCUUUAAUUAAAGAAGAGUUUUGUGGGAGUUGUUAAAAAGUUGCGACUUAGUAGAAAAGGAUUCAAAGCAGAAGAGCUUUAAAUGUGUCCAGAUUUUGGUCUAUUGUUGGUUUCAUAGGUGUUUCGAGACAUUAAAAAAGGUUGUUCUUUUUUGGUGUUUACCUUAAAAUUUUCAAUAUCUUUUUGGGGUUUCUUCUAAACGAAAACAAUGGAGUGGCAUGCUUGUCUCGAUGAAUAUCAAAAGCUUGUUAUUCGGAUGAGUACUCCCAGGGUGGUAAUCGACAAUACCGUUUGUCGCACAGCGACAGUUGUUAAGGUUGAUAGUGCUAGAAGACAUGGAACAUUGUUAGAUGCUGUUCAGAUUUUAACAGACCUUAAUCUUUCAAUUAAAAAGGCUUACAUUUCAUCAGAUGGCCAGUGGUUCAUGGAUGUUUUUCAUGUGACUGAUCUAAACGGAAACAAAUUAACCGAUGAGAGUGUUAUUAGUUACAUUGAACAGUCACUUGAGACCACUUAUCCUGAUAAAAGCCUUGGAUUUAAUGGCUUAACAGCGUUGGAAUUGACUGGAACAGAUAGAGUUGGUCUUUUGUCUGAAGUAUUUGCUGUUUUAGCUGAGUUCCAAUGCAAUGUGGUGGAUGCUAAAGUAUGGACUCACAACGGUCGGAUUGCGUCUUUAAUCUAUGUAAAAGAUUGUAAUUCAGGGUCCCCGAUCGAGGACUCACGACGAAUCGACAGGAUUGAAGCACGUUUAAGGAAUGUUUUGAGAGGGGACAAUGAUAUUCGUAGUGCGAGAACUUCAGUUUCUAUGGAUGUAACACACACUGAGAGAAGGUUACAUCAAAUGAUGUCUGCAGAUCGUGACUAUGAAUGGAAGCCUGAUUUGCAAUGUUGGACGGAUUUGCCGGUUGUCAAUGUACAAAAUUGGACAGAAAGGGGUUAUUCAGUCGUGAAUGUUCAAUGUGAGGAUCGGCCUAAGCUUCUGUUCGAUGUUGUUUGCACAUUGACAGACAUGGAAUAUGUUGUGUUCCAUGCCUCUAUUAACACAACUGGGGAUAAAGCAUAUCUGGAAUUUUAUAUUAGACACACGGAUGGAACCCCAAUUAGUUCGGAACCAGAAAGGCAUCGACUGAUCCAAUGCUUACAAGCUGCAAUCGAAAGGAGAGCAUCUGAGGGCAUCAGGCUUGAGUUAUGCACAUCAGAUAGGCAAGGUUUAUUAACCGAUGUGACCCGAACGUUCAGAGAAAAUGGACUGAAUGUGACAAGGGCUGAAAUAUCAACCGCGAUGGGCGUGGCAAUGAAUGUUUUUCAUGUAACCGAUGCGACCAGGAACCUAGUAGAUCCCAAAAGUAUUGAAUCUGUAAGACAAAAGAUCGGCUUAGGUAACUUGAAGGUGAAGGAACUACCAUUUAGGCAUCAUCAAAUGGCUGAAAGGCAGGAUGAACACGAAAUCGGGGUUGGCGGGGCGGUUUUGUUAUCGCUUGGGAGCUUAGUGAGAAAGAACCUAUACAAUUUGGGGUUGAUUAAGUCCUAUUCUUGAAGGUGAAAACUCCAUGGUAGGGGAAAUUUGGUUGAAGAAAAUAGGCAUAUUCUUUUGCUCCAGUUUUUGGGGUUGAUAGCGGUAAAAAUAUCAUAAAGACCUUCAUAUAUAUACGAGUCAGAUUGCAUUUUAACUCUUCUACUUAAAAAAUUGGACAAAUUAGUCUUUUUUGUUAAAAUAUUCUUCUAUUUGUACUGUUUAAAAUUAGCAUACAUGACUGAAAAAUCAAACAGUGGCACAUGAUGUGCCAUAUGAACAUCAUGUUGAUGCACAAAAAUCUUAUAACAGUAGAAAUGAAUGAAAAAUUUAACAAAAGGAUUAUUUUACUCUUUGAUUUAACUUAUAUGAAUUAAUUUGUUCAAUUUUUGAAUUUAGAGAGUAAAAUGUAAUUUAUCUUAUUCUUGGGAUCUCCAUAGUAAUUUUAACUGUUUAUAGCCUUUGUGUAUGUGAAAAUGGUGGAAUUUGGUGUUAUUUGUUGCCCACAAUGGUUGCUAAGAGUUAUUGUUUGGUAGUAAAGGGAAAAAAAUGGUAUAGGUGGUGGAAAAAUCAUGGUUUGUAAUGGAUAACAUUUGUACAUAAUGACUUUCAAGUAUUAACUAUAAUGGUUGACUUUAUGUUAUAAAAUAUAUUCUUUUUUGUA
This is a messenger RNA of Gossypium raimondii (Peruvian cotton), 2276 nucleotides long. RefSeq names its product ACT domain-containing protein ACR8. NCBI's taxonomy places the organism in Eukaryota, Viridiplantae, Streptophyta, Magnoliopsida, Malvales, Malvaceae. The coding region runs from base 308 to 1636 and encodes 442 amino acids. The record is from RefSeq and is a predicted model, not a curated record. The transcript is spliced from 7 exons.